UCGUCUCGUCUCUCCCUCUCUCUUUUUUAAAACCUGACCCGCAACAUCACCCUCGCCUUCUCUCUUUCUUCCGGCUUCCUCUUCCUCUUCCCUCCUCGCACCCACCUCACCUCACCUCCCUCUUCUCAUGGUCCUCAUGGCCGCCUCCGCCUCCGCCGCCGCCUCCGACCACCACACGGCGCAGGCGAAAUCCUCCCCCUCGGCGGCUCCCCCGGCCGGCUCCGCCACCCGCACUCGCCUCCACAGCUUCUCCUUCCCGACCACCUUCGGUUGGGGCACCCAUCGCCUCCUCCGCUGCUCCAAGAACGGGGACUCCGCUCCCGCCUCCGCCUCGCCUCCGAAGCAGCCGCACACCCCGUCGCCGGAGAAGGGGCAGGAGACCUCCGCUGGCGGCGCCUCUCGGCCGUCGCGGCCUUGGAACCUCCGCACACGCCGCUCCGCCACCGUGGCGCCCGACGCGUCGAGAUCGGAGGCCGCGGGGAAGAAGGCGGCGGCGGCGGCGGGAGGAGGGCAGGCGCUGCUGCACCCGCCUGCGCCGUUGCCGGUGGUCGCCAAGAAGAGGGGCUUCUCCGUUGCGCUCACCAGGGAGGAGAUCGUCGCCGACUUCAUCGCCAUCCGCGGCACGGCGCCGCCGCGCCGGCCCAAGAAGCGCCCGCGCGCCGUGCGGCUCGAGCUUGAUCGGCUGUAUCCCGGAUUAUCGCUGGCGGACGUGAACCUGGAUUCGUACAAGAUCGUCGAGGAGAGGUGAUUGGCGCCAGCGCGGUGAAGUCUGCAAAUGAGAGCAACUUUUCAGAUGUUCCCAUGUUUUGCUUUUUUUUCUUCUGACGGCUAACAUGUCCAUCCAAUAAUUAUGUUGGUUCUUCUAGAUCAGAGGAUGGAUAUAGAUUUUAUGGUUGAUUGUGAAUAGGUUUUCUAAUUAGAAGAAAGGUGGAAUCGUAUGCGAUGUUUGUGCCCUGUGGCAUAUGUGGUGUGAUGUUUGGUUAGCUGUCAUGUUAUGUACAUGGUUUCAGUCUGUGAAAUAUUUCUUUCGGUGCAAAUCGCUUCAACUCUGCAAGUUGUUGGCUGUGAUA
This is a messenger RNA of Oryza sativa Japonica Group (Japanese rice), 1070 nucleotides long. RefSeq lists its product as uncharacterized. The record is from RefSeq and is a predicted model, not a curated record. NCBI's taxonomy places the organism in Eukaryota, Viridiplantae, Streptophyta, Magnoliopsida, Poales, Poaceae.